This is a messenger RNA of Juglans microcarpa x Juglans regia, 438 nucleotides long. RefSeq lists its product as uncharacterized. Lineage: Eukaryota; Viridiplantae; Streptophyta; Magnoliopsida; Fagales; Juglandaceae. The transcript is spliced from 2 exons. The coding region runs from base 1 to 438 and encodes 145 amino acids. The record is from RefSeq and is a predicted model, not a curated record.
AUGGUUGAUGGACAACAAGAUGCACAGCCACACACCUUGAAGGAUUAUGUAUGGCCAGUUUUGAAUGACAAUUACUCGGAUAUAAGAUGCUGGACCAUUAAUGCCAACAACUUUGAGCUCAAACCAGCCUUGAUCAGCAUGGUGAAACAAGCCCAAUUUAGCAUAUCACCACUUGAUGAUCCCAAUAUUCAUUUGGCAAUGUUUUUAGAGAUUUGUGAUACUACUAUAGUUGAUGCUGCAAUUGGUGGAACUGUGAUGUCAAAGACCGCUAAGGGUGCUACUUCUCUUUUGGAAGAAAUGGUCUCAAACAACUAUCAAUGGCCAACCGUAAGAACAAUGGCUAAGAAAGUUGCUGGGAUUCAUGAAUUGGAGCCAUUUUCUGCCCUUUUAGCUCAACUUGCUUCUCUAUCUAAUCAGAUUUCAGCUUUGACAACCUAA